Messenger RNA from Odocoileus virginianus texanus, 3964 nucleotides. Its product is annotated as neuropeptide Y receptor type 4-2. Gene Ontology annotation, biological process: G protein-coupled receptor signaling pathway. Gene Ontology annotation, cellular component: neuron projection; plasma membrane. Lineage: Eukaryota; Metazoa; Chordata; Mammalia; Artiodactyla; Cervidae. Gene Ontology annotation, molecular function: pancreatic polypeptide receptor activity; neuropeptide binding. The record is from RefSeq and is a predicted model, not a curated record.
GGGCAAGCCUGCCACUGGAGCGGAUUUGGGCUCCCGUUGCCUCUGUGUUCUCAUCUGUGCGUUGCAGGCAAAGGAGGCAUCAUCCUUGAAUCUCCUGAAAUCUUCUCCUGUCCACCAUGAACACAUCUCACUUCUUGGCCUUGCUGUUCCUAGGAUCCCCGCAGGGUCAAAACAGGAGCAAGUCAGCUUCUCUGUACACUCCAUACAACUUCUCUGACCACUGCCAGGAUUCUAUAGAUCCCAUGGUCUUUAUUGUCACCUCCUACAGCAUCGAGACCAUUGUGGGGGUCCUGGGAAACCUCUCCCUGAUAUGUGUGACUAUUAGGCAGAAGGAGAAGGCCAAUGUGACCAACCUGCUUAUUGCCAACCUGGCCUUCUCUGACUUUCUCAUGUGCCUCAUCUGCCAGCCACUCACGGCUGUCUACACCAUCAUGGACUACUGGGUCUUUGGCGAGGUCCUUUGCAAGAUAUCUACCUUUAUCCAGUGUAUGUCAGUGACAGUCUCCAUCCUCUCACUUGUCCUUGUGGCUCUGGAGAGGCAUCAGCUCAUCAUCAAUCCAACAGGCUGGAAACCCAGUGUCACCCAAGCCUACCUGGGGAUUGUGGUCAUCUGGCUCAUUGCUGGCUUCCUCUCCCUGCCAUUCCUGGCCAACAGCAUCCUAGAGAAUGUCUUUCAUAAAAACCACUCCAAGGCUGUGGAGUUUCUGGCAGAUAAAGUGGUCUGUACCGAGUCUUGGCCACUGGACCAUCACCGCAUCAUCUACACCACCUUUCUUCUGCUCUUCCAGUAUUGCAUUCCACUGGCCUUCAUCCUGGUCUGCUAUGUCCGCAUCUACCAGCGCCUGAGGAAUCAGGGGCGGGUAUUCCGCAAGGGCACCUAUAGCUCGCGGACUUGGCAGAUGAAGCGGAUCAAUGGGAUCCUUGUGGCAAUGGUGGCUGCCUUUGCUGUGCUUUGGCUGCCCCUGCAUGUGUUCAAUAGCCUGGAAGACUGGUACCAUGAGGCCAUCCCCAUUUGUCAUGGCAACCUCAUCUUCUUGGUGUGCCACCUGCUUGCCAUGGCCUCCACCUGUGUCAACCCUUUCAUCUAUGGCUUUCUCAAUACCAACUUCAAGAAGGAGAUCAAGGCCCUGGUGCUGACUUGCCAGCAGAGUGUCCCCGUGGAAGAGUCUGAGCAUCUGCCUCUAUCCACAGUGCACACGGAAGUCUCCAAAGGGUCUCUGAGGCUCAGUGGCAGGUCCAACCCAAUCUAGCCAGAGAAUCAAGGACUGCUUCAAGGUCAAACUUCUUGACUAGAAGAUGGGAGUUGUUGCUGUGACUAACUGCUUUGUAGGGAUACAGUGAUGCCUGAGAAAAUCCUGAAAAGACCUGCAAGUUCUUCAAAGAAGAAAUUUUUGCUUCCUACACCCUGUUGAGAGACGGUCUGGCAGUGGAGGAGUGAGCACAGCUGUCAUUUCUGCCUUAAAGUGGGUCAUGCUAACUUGGAUAGACAUUCUUCAGUGACAAGGUCCUUGGCCUGGCCUGCAAGGGUGAUAAGACUUACCCAGAGUGUCUCUUUAAGGUUCUGAUACACCUCACAAUGGCUACAAAUAUGUGGACAUAGAUAAGACUGGGGCUUCUGGGUUCUGAGAAUACACUGGGAAAGGAUUUGCAGAGCAUAUUCAGAAGCCUCCUUUGCUGAGAACAGCCAGGAACUUCCUACUUCGGGCAGCUGAGAAGGCUUCUGCAGGGUGAACUUGCCAACAAACCCUCAAACAGGAGGGUGCUUAUGAAUGGGGCUGUGUAAUCAUGGCCCUUGAGGUUUCUAGUUGUUUGAAUGUCACCCUUUAUUUGAAACUGAUUCUUGUCAGAUUUUGAAAACAGUUUGUCGGUGCAAUUGUGUACCAGUAUGGAGCUCUCUUAAAGUACAUUUCCUUUCAUUCAUGAAGCUAUUAAUGGGCUUUCAAUUAGUCGCUCAAUCAACUGCCAAGGAAACCACACUGAAAAUAGGGCAUGUAUUCAGAACAAAGAACUUCAACUCACUGCGAUAGUCAUAUCUCCUUUACAGGUAGCAUGCUUUGUGAUGGCCAGCAACCUGUUGCCACCUUGUAAAUGUCAUUUGCAGCCCCUGACUUUAAGGUGUGGGGGUGGAUCUACAAAGGAUUUCUUAAGGAGAGACCUCCUUUUCAUACCUUUACUUUUAAAGGCCCACAUGCCUGAAGCAAGUGGGAGACUUGUGCAGUAUCUGGGCAGGUGUGAGCAUCAACCUUUUUCCUGAGCCCCAGGGCACUGUCAGGGUGUGCUGCCAAUUGGCAGUGGGGCCUCAGUCAUAUCGAGGUGGCAGGAAUACUGAGGUUCUCAUCAGAAUAUUUAACUAUUCAGAGGAGAUGGCAGGUGUCACCUUUCAUCCAGUAUGUAGAUUUGAAACAGUUAAAGGUCACUUGAUUUAUAUAAGAUAGAGGGUGUUUCAGUAUCUGUGAGAUCUGGAAUCUAUGGCUAUGGGCAGGGCAGAAGGGCCUGGAGCCUGAGUUCUGGGGUGUAUGCAGCUGCUGACCUUUAUCCUGAUUCACUGACACCUUCUCUGCAGAUGGCAUGACUGAGCACCCUCCAGGUUGGGCAGGUAUGAAAACAACUAAUGGUGAAAGUAAUCAUAGAGUUCAGGAGAAGGAGCCAGAUGUUCUCCAUGAGGGCAUUUGGGGUAAUGUGUCUGCGAGUUUACAGGGCCAGCAGGAUGGGAAAAGGCUCACGUCAUUGGGAGCCAUGGUGGGAAGUAGCAGAUCCAGUGCAUUUGGAGUUGGGGCGCUGAGGGUAAGCCUGGACAGAAAGGUGAGAUCUGGUGUAGGAAGCCUCACAUCUCAGGCUGAGCAGUUUGACUCUAUCAUGCUGGCGAGGGAAGAUGCUAAGUGGCCUUGGCAGAGGGUGCUGUGGUUAAGUUUAAGAUUAGAAAAGCUGCCUUUGACAGGUAAAAGGAACUGGGGAAGUGAGAUCCAAUGUACUCAGCUGAUUCUUAGUUUAACUAUUCUCUGUAGGCUGGCUUCAGAGACGCUGGUCUCCUGCAGAGCUCCAAGGAAGCUGGCUCCAUUUGAAUGCCGAAGAUGCUCAAUCUUAGCAGAUCACUGCCAUGUCAUAGGCUGGAACGCCAACCCUGGGCUGCUCCCCAACUCUGAAUGCUAAGCUGGAAGAGUAGGGCAGAUAACCAGAGUUCUACCAAGCCAGGAGAGGUGUUGGUGUUUCUCUAAUCAUAAAAGCCCAAGGCUGGGGUCCCUCUGCUGGAGUCCAACACCAGCCCAGCUAGAUCCCCAUGCUCAGCUCUGGAAUAGGUCCACAGGCUGUUCUGGAGCUUAUCUCUACGGCUUUACUUCACUGACCCCUGCUCCAGCAGGCAGUGUGUAGGCCACCAGGUACCUUUUCCUUGUUUGCUCAGGAGUUUGGGGCCCUAAUGCUAUGUCCACAGCCUUUUGAUUCAGCUGGCUAAAGGGAGGCCCCUCUCACUCGCAAGCACAGAGUCCUGAUGAAUGAGGGGACUUGGAGGACGAUGGGGACGUGCAGGACACCUUGAUGAUGGGCAUUUACUGCUGUGCCCACCCACCUCCUCCUCAGCCUCCCUGCCACUGUCCAGGUCUCCUUCCCUGGACAUUAUGUGGGCCCACCCUCCAGCCCAGAAGUUAGGAGGGCUCUGUGUUCAGUUAAAUCUGAGCCCACCAGGGUAUGGUUUGUUGUCCAGAAGGGGUGACUGAAUGUCAAAGAAGCCUUGUCAUGUCAUGGUAGCCGUCUUUGCAUUGUUCAAUGGAUUCUGUGUCACUCACUCAUUGAGCAAGUUUUGGAAAUUGUUAACUCUGAGUCUUAUUUCCGUAUCAGUCAAAUGGAGGUGGGAAUUGGAUUAGAAUAUAUUCAGGAGUCUGUGCUCUUUUAGGAGAGUCCAUGAUUUCUUUAUCUUUGUAAGAAACAGAGUAAUUUUAUUUUAUAACCCUCCCAUCUUUUCAUAGAA